GCUUUUCGGCGGGAAACGGGAACGGGACAGUUGCUUUCUUCAUUGAGUAAUCUAAAUAAUUAAUACGAAGUGGUGUUUUGUGGUUAAUGAUCGCAUUAAGUUAGUUGGAAGACAUUCGCGAGUGUUAUUAUAUUGGAGUAUUCAAUAAACAAAGUGUAUCUGCCUAUUUUCGCUUCGUGCCGGGAAGCCGCUUCAUAACUCAAAAGUUUAUGCGGACUUUUGAGUUAAUUCGUUUGGGGUUCGGAGUAGGAGUCUACUCCGAGGGUGGGGGCUUAGGUUUCAUCAUCAUCACCUUUCAUCAUUUCAUUAAUCAUCAAGAAAAAAAAUACGUCAGACAUGGCUGUAUGGGCAUAGUUCCCUUUGCCUUACCCUUCGGGGAAAACCAAAACAAAAAAAAAACUAUGAAGUGAAGUGAAAUUCAAAACAAAGCGCGUGAGUUUUGUAUAUUUGGUUCCCUUACAGCUAUUUGUGUUUAUUGCAGAAAAACGGCCAUAAAGAUUUUGAUAAUCUUCCUACUGAUACUUGUUUAACAUGAAUGAUGAAGAUAAAAAAGUUAAAUUCAAGAGUUUAAAAGAACAAAUAUCGAAAGGAACUUAUAGUGCUAUCAAAGGCAUGGGAUUUAAAUACAUGACUGAUAUUCAAAGUGAAGUGUUGCCCAGAGCUUUAGAUGGUGCGGAUAUAGUGGCUACGGCUAAAACUGGUUCUGGAAAGACCCUGGCGUUCUUAAUACCAGCUGUAGAAGUUGUUGUUAAAAGUAUGGAAAAUCAACAAUAUCCAGGCACUCUUUGCAUCAUAAUAUCUCCCACUCGAGAACUGGCAACCCAGUCAUAUUCUGUUCUUCAAGAUCUGAUUUCCUAUCAUGAGGGAAUGACGUCCACUUUGAUCAUUGGUGGAGAGAGUAGACAAAGACAGAGUGCUGAACUUUCUAAAGGUAUGCACAUAGUAGUUGCCACUCCGGGGAGGCUGUUUGAUCAUAUGAGGACAAAAGAGUUUGAUUACAAGAGUGUCUUAUGCCUUGUGUUGGAUGAAGCUGACAAAAUAUUCCAGUAUGGCUUUGAGGAAGAUGUGAAACAAAUUGUAAACAGACUUCCAAAAAAUAGGCAGACAAUGUUAUUUAGCGCGACACAGUCAGAGAGGACAGAUGCUCUGGUAAAAUCUGCCAUGAAAGAUAAUAUUCAAUCUAUCAAUACUGAUGAAGAUGACCUAAGGGCAACAGUUGAAGGUUUGAAACAGGGAUACAACUCAAAGAAAAAAAAAGCUGUAGUUUACUGUUGUAAAAGUUUUAUACUGGAGCAGUAUAACAAUCUAUUUAGGCAGUAUGUUAUUUGUGAAACCCAAUUUCGCCUGUGGUGGCUCGAUAAACUAUUGAAGAAGACGAAGAAUCAGAAAGUUAUGGUAUUCUUUUCAAGCUGCAAGUCUGUAGAGUUUCAUUAUGAAUUCUUUAGCAAAUAUUGUGGUGCUUCAGUAUUAUGUAUUCAUGGUAAAAUGAACCAAGCUGAAAGGACAUCAGUAAUAACAAACUUCUAUAAUGCUGAAAAAGUGGCUUUAUUUUGUACUGAUUUAGCUGCGAGAGGAUUGGACAUUCCCGCGGUGGAUUGGAUAGCUCAAUUCGACCCACCAGCAGAUACAAAUGAAUACAUUCAUAGAGUAGGUAGAACAGCCAGAGGUUUUGGUACCACCGGAAAUGCCGUGUUACUACUGCGACCAGAAGAGAAGGAAUUUGUAUCUUAUUUACAAGAAGCUAAGAUAUAUUUGGACAAAUACGAAAUGUGGGACAAGCUGUCCAAUUUGCAACCUAAGUUGGAUAAAGCAUUAGAAGAUCCUGAUUUCCAGAAACUAGCAAUAGAAGCUUUCGAAGGUUAUAUAAGGGCACUUGAAGUCAGGAAAUUGAAACAUGUGUUCAAUAUACUUACUAUGGACAUGGAUGCUUUAGCAAAAUCUUUUGGAUUGAAGGAAAAACCUGAAGUGGAUAUUCGCGUAGGAUUUAGCAAAAAGCACCGACCAAGAAAGAGGAUGGCAGCUAUGCUUGAAGCCCAAAAUGAAACAAAACACCGCAAGAUGUAAUAUAAUUAUGUAUAUACUUAUCAAUACGAAUCAUGUAAAUACUGUAAAUAAAACUAAUUCGUUACUUUGAAAAGUAAAUA
This is a messenger RNA of Pectinophora gossypiella (pink bollworm), 2144 nucleotides long. RefSeq names its product probable ATP-dependent RNA helicase pitchoune. The transcript is spliced from 11 exons. Gene Ontology annotation, biological process: maturation of LSU-rRNA from tricistronic rRNA transcript (SSU-rRNA, 5.8S rRNA, LSU-rRNA). Gene Ontology annotation, cellular component: nucleolus. Lineage: Eukaryota; Metazoa; Arthropoda; Insecta; Lepidoptera; Gelechiidae. Gene Ontology annotation, molecular function: ATP binding; nucleic acid binding. The record is from RefSeq and is a predicted model, not a curated record. The coding region runs from base 532 to 2064 and encodes 510 amino acids.